Molecule: messenger RNA, 4749 nt
Organism: Paramuricea clavata
Lineage: Eukaryota; Metazoa; Cnidaria; Anthozoa; Malacalcyonacea; Plexauridae
Source: the annotation of a GenBank genome assembly
AUGUCCACGUAAGUGUCAGUUACGGUUUUGCAACGGUUUGGUUGAUCUAAUGAGUAAUACAGGUUUUGACUUGUUUUUUAUGAUAAUUUUAGAAUCAAUUCGACGCCGGCAAAUAAACCUAUUGGUGUAACAUCGGCAAUUAGCACUGCUGGACCCAAACCGGAGGUAGUUUUAAAGGCAAAAGCUGUGUUUUUAUAACAAUGAAAGUUGUAUGUUUGUUGGUUAUGUAAAUGGUGUAAAUAUUGGCUGUAAUUUUGGCGCUAAGACGGCUAAGUCAAGUACAUUGUUUUUUAGGAUAUAAAACAGACGGAGAACAUUAAAAAUGUUUUGAAGGAAUAUGGUGUGUUUGAGAGUGAGGAGGAGUUACAACACAGGUUUGUUGGACCCUUUAGUGAGGUUUAAAAUGAUUGGUAUAGCUUGUUGUUUGGUAUUGGCCAUUUGCCAAGUCCAGGGUAAACUAGCAUAUACCUGCCUCGUCCCCAGGCGCAAAUAAAAAAAAUUUCAUGCGAGUCACUAUAUGAAAGGUUUACAUGAAGUAGUGCGUCAGAGCAUAUACCUUAAAACUGUGGCAAUUGAUACACCAGGCGGAAAUCUUAGUUUAAAGAUAAAGAGCAAAGCCCAGCAAAUAACUUUAAAACCAAACAUAAUAAAAGUAAAAAUUUAAUUAGCUAACGUUUCGUUGUUUACAAUACAACAUCUUCAGAGCAAUCUAAAUGAAUUUACAGGGUAUAUAUAUUUACAAAAUAAUGGUUUACUAUUACAAAAACGGUUACAUAAUUUGAAAGAACAAAUGAAUAGAAAGAAAGGAAAACAACUUAUCAGUAACAAGUUAAUAAGUAAAGAUUAAUGUUUUAGGGAGUGGUCAUUAUUUAUGGGGAGGGGGGUUGGGAAAUGGGAGGGGGGGGGCAAAUGAAGUUUUACCCUUAUAAAUAGGGGGGGGUCAAAAAAGUUUUAACACAGAGAAAGGGGAGGGGUCAUAAAAGUUUUUGAUUUCUAUAAUCACAAAUAGCAAAAAAGAAGACUCUGAAAAUGCUAUUUCCAACGAUCUAGAGACUCAAAAUGUUCAAAAUUUCCCUGCUCGGCGCCAACCAUGGUGGCACCGAGCGACCGUUGAGCCCACUAAGUUUAACAAGCUUUCUACUUCCUGAGUGACCCAGUUGUGGUAUUUACAUAAACAUACCAUGCAAGUACACUUAACUGAUCAGAUUCGGUCUAUCAACGCACAAUGUAACGCUGUAUAUCCAAAAAUCUGUUUCAGAAAAUGCUCAGAGGAAAAUGCUCACAUUUCAAUUCUAGGGGUGGAAAAAUAAAAAAAAAUUUUCUGGGGGAGAAUACCCCCAGACCCCCCUACUAGUACAUACGAUACCACACCAAACUUUUUGUCACCAACAACCAUCUGUCAUCUCUCCACACUCAAUAUAGUAUGGUCCCUUUUUGUAGAUGCCCACCCCCCAGACAAGUUCUUAAAAAAACCCUGUGUUCAAAUCAUUUCGCUGUAUGAAGACGGGUCAUGGGUUAGGGUUAUGGUAGGACAAAUGUUGCAUUGCAAAGUAGUAACACAUAAUAUAUAUUUUUAAUCAUAUAUGGUUGAAUCAUAUUCACCAGGGUAAAACAUCAUGAGCUAGAUUAAACAGAUUGUCCUAAUAUCUAACUUUACCUGCAACGCACACCUGUUUCAUUGCUGUUAAUUUUUCAAUCCACACUGGGGGGGUCAGAAAAGUUUCUACUUUUAUGAGGGGGGAGGCACAAAAAGUUUGCCUUCAGUCUGGAGGGGGGGUCAAAAAAGUUUUCAAUCCUUAUUUUCCCCAUUUCCCAACCCCCCCCUCCCCAUAAAUAAUGACCACUCCCUUAUUUCAACUUAUAAAGACUUUGUGAUGUUACUCUGAGUGUAUAUCCACACCGGGGAAGCUUGAAAAAUAUGCCAGGCCACAGUGGGAAUCGAACCUACGACCUAAUAUUGGCUAUAGUACGGUACUCCGGAAUUUCGCAUGAGUAAAUUCUGAAGGAUUUGUAAGAAAUGUUUGAGGAAACUGCUAACUGUUUAAUUAAAACUAAAGCGUUAUUUAUAUGAUCACGGAUACUAGGGACAGGGUUCCCCCCAGAAACAACUUUACCGCACGUUUAUAUGAGAAACAUAGCCCUGGCACUGUAUUCCUGGCUCUAAGGACGAGAUUGUGACUCCUGAAACAUGCAGUUAUUUGUUUGAAGGCCUGGAAAUCAGGGAAUGAAAAGUUGUCCAUGGAGGCCGAGACAAAUUGUUUACAUGGACAAAAGUUGUCCCUCCUACAAGAGUAACCCUGUUUCGUAAACAGGGUAUCCUACUGCCAGGGUGACCCUGCCUGCCUCUCCAAGGAUAGCUCGGGUGUCCCUAGGACUUUGGCUCACAAGUCAAAAAAGUUUCAUGACGUAAUUAUCUCGAACAUGAAUACAGGAUUCCAGUGAUGUUUAGCGAUCAGUGCCAUUCUGUGCGCAGUGCAGUUCUUUGCGGUCAGAGGUCCAUUUACAAACAAAAGUAUGAUACUUCAUUUUGUUCUCAGAGAAAAUUAUUGCACCAUAUAUGAAAGAUAUUUAUGAAAGUUUGUCUAAAAUUUUACUUUUAAUUCGAUCGUAGCUGUUUUAAAACAGUUUUAAACUAAAAGAUGUCUAUUUUUACUCCUACAAAUCAAGUUAAGCUUACAAACGUGGCCGUAGUUCGAUUGAAACGCAAAGGAAAGAGGUUUGAAAUUGCGUGCUACAAAAACAAAGUUAUGUCGUGGCGGAAUAAAGUGUGAGUAGAAACCAUUAUUUCUCUGGUAGAAAAGCAAUGUUGCUUUAAAAUAUUUUAUGUUUUGAGUUUUUUUCUUUACAGGAAGUUUAUACCAUGGGCAAACUAGACCAAAAUAGUCUGAACUCUGAACAAGUCCACAAAGCGGCAAGAAAAUAUGUAUUUGUCAACGGCCCCUACAGUAUUAAGGGUGUGUGGGGGAUGACUACCUCAUGUGGGCGUUAGUUGUAGGUGAUGUCAAUAUAUAUAAACUUGGUAUCCGGUGUCAAUCUCUACCCUAACAUUGACCCUAAUUACCCCUGUAACGAAUGCCUGUGUGUUGGUCAAACUGAACUGUUCUGUGUAGGUGGGAAGGGGAGGGGUAACUAGGAAUCUGUGAUGGAGGGAGCUGGGAACAAUUGUAAAAAAUCUGCUAGCUGGGACGAAAUCUAUUUGUUGACAAUCCCUAGCACCCUAAUGGAUGAUUAUACACAUUUCAUGGAAAUAAUAUUGGGAACCAAUUGGUUAUCUGUCCAUGUCUCUCGACCAUGCGACCUAAUGUGCCUUACUUUCAUUCUUAAUGUAUUUUUUCUGCCAGAGUUUAUAAAAUGAAUCCAUGAAUUUGUCAAAUAUUCUUUUAGAGAGAAAGAUUUGGAUGAGGUUUUGCAAACAGAUUCUGUGUUCAUGAAUGUUUCAAAAGGGCAAGUAGCCAAGAGAGAAGAUUUGGUUCGGGCAUUUGGAACAGAUGAUCAGACACAAAUAUGUCUUGAGGUGAAAAUUUAAAUAUCUAUGAUAUUUUAUUGUAUAUAACUCAUUUAAAUAGCUCAAAAUUUCACGUGGAGAUAGAAAGUUUUGAUGCAACUUUUCAUUCUUAAUGACAGUGUUUUAUAAUUUUAGAUCUUGGCCAAGGGUGAACUGCAAGUUUCUGAGAAAGAGAGAAACAAUCAGUUGGAGUUGAUGUUUCGAGACAUUGCUACGAUAGUCGCAGAUAAAUGUGUGAAUCCAGAGACGAAGAGACCAUAUACUGUUGGCAUUAUAGAAAGAGCAAUGAAGGAUGUUCACUAUUCAGUUAUCACUACACGAAGUACCAAACAACAGGUACAGAUACUAUGGGUGUAUGUAUUUCGGUAACCCUUACAGGUGUUACCAAAACUGUGGAUCCUUCCUCUCUCCAAAAAUAGGUGUCAUGUUUUUGUGUCAAAACAUUCAGGAAUGUGGGUUUUUCCAGAAAAGAUCCACACUUCCCCCAUGGAGGAAAUUUCAGCCAUCCAGAGGGGGAGGGGAGAAAAAUUUGUUUCUGAUAAUAGUGUAUUACGACAUCCAAAGGUGUACGAGGAUUAACUUCCAAUUUCCUCCGUGGGGGAUGUAUGAAUGUUUUUGGAAUGACGCAUGCCUAACAUCCUGAAAUCGUCAAUUUGAAAAUUGCAACAUCUGCAUGAUUGGUCUGGUAAAUUUUUAUAAAAUUAGCUAUUACGUAAUGUAACAUUUUAGCCGUAAUAGAGAUAGGGAUGUUUUGCAUUCCUGAAGUUUUGGCGUGAUCGCAAGACACAGUGUGAUUGCCCCAACUGAAGUCUAUUGUGUAAGUGACUUUCUAACUCUAUGUUCCAGGCAUUAGAAGUCAUUCGGCAGAUAAAAGAUGCAGAUGUAAUGCCAAUUGAUAGAGCACAAAUGAGAAUCAAAUUAACGUUGCCACAGAAAGACGCCAAACAGGUUUUGGAAAAACUAAGAUCAAAUUUUACGAGCAUUGAGAGUGAGGAAUGGGAAGGUGACUUAGAAAUAGUAAGUGUCACAGAAUUAUAAUUCAAUAAAAUACAUGAUUACAUCUCUUACUAGUCAAACACUCGAAUAAUAUUUUACAAUUCACUGUUCUUUAGGUUUGUCUGAUAGACCCUGGCUGUUUCCGAGUCAUUAAUGAGGUAAUGGCCGCACAAACGAGAGGGAAGGGCACGCUGGAAGUUCUUAAUUUGAAAGAGAUUGAGGAGGGAGAUGACAGAUUGGAGAAUUGA